Molecule: messenger RNA, 2310 nt
Organism: Chrysochloris asiatica (Cape golden mole)
Lineage: Eukaryota; Metazoa; Chordata; Mammalia; Afrosoricida; Chrysochloridae
Gene: ZNF483
Product: zinc finger protein 483
Exons: 5
Biological process (GO): regulation of DNA-templated transcription
Source: RefSeq, a predicted model, not a curated record
AUGGCAACCACCUUUCCAAAACCUCACACUCUGGCUUCAAGUGAACAAAACAAGGUCCUAAGAAUGGAUGCCCCUGGGGCUCAAAAAGCUAUCAUAAGAGGAGACUCUACUGACCCAGAGACUUCAAGACAGAGAUUCAGGUGGUUUCGUUACUCAGAAGUGAUUGGACCCAGAAAAACCCUUAAUCAGCUCUGGGAGCUUUGCAUUCAGUGGCUGAGACCAGACAUUCACACGAAAGAACAGAUAUUAGAGCUUUUGGUGUUUGAGCAAUUCCUUACCAUUUUACCUGGGGAAGUCAGGAUUUGGGUAAAGUCACAGCAUCCCGGGAAUAGUGAAGAUGUGGUGACAUUAGUAGAGGAUUUGACCCAAAUGCUUGAAGAAAAGGAAGAUUCACUCUCUCAAGACUUUGCCAUUUCCCAAGAGGAGAACCCAGAAGAAGAUAAAAUGGCGGCUAUUCUUCCAAAUGCUGAAUCUUCAGAAUCCGUGUCAUUCAAGGAUGUGGCUGUGAACUUUUCCAGAGGCGAGUGGAAGAAACUGCAGCCUUUUCAGAAGAAGCUAUUUAUGGAAGUGCUGCUGGAGAACUGUAGGAACCUAGAAUUUCUGGGUUUUCCAGUUUCCAAACUGGAUUUGAUUUCCCCGCUGAAGUGGGUUGUAAUGCCAUGGCUCCUGCAAAAAGAAGUCUCAAAAAGUUCCAGACUAGAAUCGUCUCUCGAUACAAUAAUGGAAAGUUUCCUAAGGGGAAGUGAUUGUGACUUAAGGAUGAGAGAAUCCUGGGAAUGUUAUGACAGAGUCGAGGAUGAUCACAACAGUCAGGAAUCUUCACAAGAAACAGUCACACAAAAGAAAACUCAUGGGAGUACCAAUAAGAAUGAAGGAUUUGAUGGAAGUCUCAGUGUGAGGUCAAUCUUUGCCCCUGAAAAAAAACUCUUUGGAAAGAAUUUCAAACAAACCUCAGAUAUAAUUAAAUACCUGAGAGUCUACUUAAGAAAGAAAUCUAGGCGGUAUAAGGAAUGCAAGAAACCAUUCAGUUUCCAUUCAGACCUUGUUCUGAACCGCAAAGAACACAAUGGAGAAAAAAAACGGAAAUGCAACGAAAGUGGAAAAGCCUUAAGUCACUCGACAUCUCUUAUUGAAUAUCAGAAGCAUAAGAAAGUUAAUUUGGGGGAUAAAUCCCAGAAAUGCAUUCACUGUGGUGUUGCCUUUACUCGAAGUGUAUCCCUUAGUAAGAAAACCCCUAGUGGAAAAAACUCCUCUACAUGUGAUAAAUGUAGGAAAGAUUUAUGUCAGGAUGCAACCUUAAAUAAAGAUGAGGGUACUGAGUCUGGAGAAAAAACUCAUAAAUGCAGUAAGUGUGGAAAAGCCUUUGGCUACAGUGCAUCACUCACUAAACAUCACCGAAUUCACACUGGGGAAAAGCCUUACAUGUGCAAUGAAUGUGGGAAGGCUUUCAGUGAUAGUUCUUCACUUACACCACACCACAGAACUCACAGUGGAGAAAAACCAUUCAAAUGUGAUGAUUGUGGAAAAACUUUUACCUUGAGUGCCCAUCUCAUUAAGCAUCAGAGAGUUCACACUGGAGAAAAACCUUAUAAGUGUAAAGAAUGUGGGAGACCUUUCAGUGACAGUUCAUCUCUUAUUCAACACCAGAGAAUCCAUACUGGAGAGAAGCCUUAUACAUGUAACAAUUGUGGGAAAUCCUUCAGUCAUAGCUCAUCCCUUUCCAAACAUCAGAGAAUUCACACUGGAGAGAAGCCCUAUAAAUGUGGUGAAUGUGGAAAAGCCUUUAGACAGAAUUCUUGCCUUACUCGACAUCAGAGAAUUCAUACUGGAGAAAAACCAUAUUUGUGUAAUGAUUGUGGGAUGACCUUUAGUCAUUUUACAUCUGUUAUUUACCAUCAAAGACUUCAUUCAGGAGAAAAACCUUAUAAGUGUAGCCAGUGUGAGAAAGCCUUCCCUACCCAUUCACUCCUUAGUCGUCAUCAGAGAAUUCAUACUGGUGUAAAGCCUUAUAAAUGUAAAGAAUGUGGGAAAUCCUUCAGUCAGAGCUCAUCUCUUAAUGAGCAUCACCGAAUUCAUACUGGAGAGAAACCAUAUGAAUGUAAUUACUGUGGUGCAACCUUUAGCCGGAGCUCAAUUCUUGUAGAACACUUAAAAAUUCAUACUGGAAGGAGAGAGUAUGAAUGUAAGGAAUGUGCGAAGACAUUUAAAAGUAAUUCAGGUCUCAUCAGACAUCGAGGAUUUCACUCUGGAGAGUAAUUCUGGCAAUGUAAUAAAAUGAGGUGAAGGACUUUUAGUCAAAACCGCCCGUAA